UAGGGGCGGUUCCGCCCCGCCCAUGCAGGGGCGGAGCCUGAACCUGCGCUUGCGCGCUCAGCGGCCGGGCGUAUAACCUACGGGUGCGCGCCCCCACCCGCCACACCUGCGCAGCCUCUCGGACGCGCCUCGCGGCUCCAGGGUCUGAGCCUGGUCUGCUCUUCACGCAGGUGUCCCGCGCGCCCGGUUCAGCCAUGUCGUCCUGCAUCCAGGUAGCUCUGGUGACUGGGGGCAAUAAAGGCAUCGGCUUGGCCAUCGUCCGCGACCUGUGCCGGCGGUUCUCGGGGGAUGUGGUGCUCACGGCGCGGAACGUGGCGCGGGGCCAGGCGGCCGUGCAGCAGCUGCAGGCGGAGGGCCUGAGCCCGCGCUUCCACCAGCUGGACAUCGACGACCUGCAAAGCAUCCGCGCCCUGCGCGACUUCCUGCGCAAGGAGUACGGAGGCCUGGACGUGCUGGUCAACAACGCGGGCAUCGCCUUCAAGGUUGCUGAUCCUACACCCUUUCAUAUUCAAGCUGAAGUGACGAUGAAAACAAACUUCUUUGGUACUCGAGAUGUCUGCACAGAGUUACUCCCUCUAAUAAAACCCCACGGGAGAGUGGUGAAUGUAUCUAGCACCGUGAGUCUCAGGGCCCUUAAAAGCUGCAGCCCUGAGCUGCAGCAGAAGUUUCGCAGUGAGACCAUCACUGAGGAGGAGCUGGUGGGGCUCAUGAACAAGUUCGUGGAGGAUACAAAGAAGGGAGUGCACCAGAAAGCAGGCUGGCCCAACACCGCAUACGGGGUAUCGAAGAUCGGCGUCACUGUGCUGUCCAGGAUCCAAGCCAGGAAACUGAAUGAGCAGAGGAAAGGGGACAAGAUCCUCCUGAAUGCCUGCUGCCCAGGGUGGGUGAGAACCGACAUGGCGGGACCCAAUGCCACCAAGAGCCCGGAAGAAGGAGCAGAGACCCCUGUGUACUUAGCCCUUUUGCCCCCGGAUGCCGAGGGGCCCCAUGGACAGUUUGUUUCAGAGAAGAAAGUUGAACAGUGGUGAGCUGGAUUCACAGCUCCGUCUGUGGGCCCCAUUUUGUACGCUGUCCUGAGUUGACCCAAAGGGAAUUUACAAUUCCUUAUAUAAGAUAAAAUAUAUAUCUGUCAAGUACUCAUGAAUGAACUACUAACUGAGCAGCCUACGCACUCAGUUGACUUCCUAAAUCUGUGAAGUCUUGUAAUUUCCUCUGGUGCAGGGAGAGAGAUUGUAAUUAAUGAAAAUCAACAGAUGAAUAAAUGGGUCUUUAUAAGUG
Messenger RNA from Callithrix jacchus (white-tufted-ear marmoset), 1278 nucleotides. RefSeq names its product carbonyl reductase 1 (gene CBR1). The record is from RefSeq and is a predicted model, not a curated record. Gene Ontology annotation, molecular function: carbonyl reductase (NADPH) activity. Lineage: Eukaryota; Metazoa; Chordata; Mammalia; Primates; Cebidae.